Jatropha curcas is the source of this 2619-nucleotide messenger RNA. NCBI's taxonomy places the organism in Eukaryota, Viridiplantae, Streptophyta, Magnoliopsida, Malpighiales, Euphorbiaceae. The record is from RefSeq and is a predicted model, not a curated record.
UUUUUAACCCCCUGGUAUAUUGCUCACAUGGUUGUAUUUGAAGCUGCAAACAUGGAGUCGGAGUUAUUCAAAGCUGCGCUUUCUGGAAAUGUUGGGCAGUUGCUGCUCCUGCUUCGUGAAAACCCAGAUGUUCUUGUAGAUUCAGCAAUGGUAACAGCUAAUACUCCACUACAUAUAGCUGCUGCAAAUGGUCAUUGUGAAUUUGUAAGAACGAUGUUAUCAUAUAAAUCUUCUUUUGCAUGGGAACUGAAUGAAGAUGGGUUUACCGCAUUAAAUUUGGCUAUUGAGAAGGGGCACAUAGAUAUUGUGAAGUAUCUCCUACUGCAUGAUCCUGGACUACGUAUGCUCAAGGACAGUGAAGGUAGAACUUCACUUCAUUGUGCUGCGAUACAUGGAAAGACAAACAUUAUAAAUGAAUUGCUAAUGGAAUUUGAAGAUUGCCUUGAUGAGAGAACAGCUCGAGGAGAGACUGUACUGCAUCUAGCUUUGAAGUACAAUAAGGAGGAAGCUUUUGUAGUGUUGAUGAAUUGGGUGAAACAAACCCAGAAGGAGAAGCUAUUGGAUUUGAAGGAUAAAGCAGGAAGCACAGUCUUAGAGCUGGCUCAAUCCAAGAAAAAGAACAAGGCCAUAAUUCAACUGAUAAUGAGAAUGAAGUGUUCACAAAAACUUGAUAAUGAAAUUGGUAUCAAGAUGGUAAAGCUCAACAAGGAUCACCAGUUGGAAGACACAUUAUUUAUAGGAGUUUUGUCUAUCUUGGUGUUGUCUCUGUUUUUCUGUGUCACAUUUUUCUCAGAAACUACCGAAGACCAAGCCUAUUCCAACAAUGAUUACAAGGUUUUUAUCUCUGCUAUUGAGGUAUACACUUCAGAAAAUUUUGAUAAUGAAGGGGUGAUCUUCACAUUUGCACCUGAUGCGGAGUAUCAGCAUUUGAUAGAAAUCAAUAUUGAUGGAUUGUAUAAGGAGUUCAUUCAACUGAAAACAGGAACGGAAAUUUCAGAUCAAAUUGAUAAUGAAAUUGGGAUGGAUCUGCCACAGAUCAAGAAAGAACAGAUGCCUUUCACCAGCAAGAUAACAGAACUCAAGGACUGUAUAUUUUCAGGGCUCCUUCCCGUCUUGGGUUUGGUGUGUAUAGCUGUUUUCAACAUUAUUAUGUCAGAAAUAAUUGAGAAAAAUAUCAAACCGCCCAUAUCCUUGAUGUCCUCGUUCAAACUUCCAUUAUCAACUGUGACUAUGUAUUUUGCGUGGGCAGCAACUGGACUAUGCUUUAUUAAAUACCUGACCGAAGACAUGACAGGUGGUACUUCCAUUAAGAUUGGACCUCCUUUUUUCUCACCAUAUGUAGCUAUAAGUAUCAUUGUUCUUCUACUAGCAGUCGCCAGCACAUUCAGUUUGCUUUACUCGAUAUUAAAGAUAAAUAAGGAACUGGAGCAGAGGCAAAAAACUUGGUAUCUACUUGAAGAUUGCGGAGCUCUUUCUCCAGCCAUAUUCACCGUGACUGAUCUCGAGGAGAUGACAAAUAAUUUCAGUAGAAAAUUGGGAGAAGGAUACUACGGGACUGUGUAUAAAGGAUACCUUAAAAAUGGAGUUCCUGUGGCUGUGAAGAGACUAAAUGAUUCAUCACUUCGCAAAGAAGAUCUUUUCAAUGAGAUUUGCGUUUUUGGAAGGAUUCACCACAUAAAUGUGGUUCGUUUGUUGGGUAUUUGUAUUGAUGCAUCGGUACUUCUUGUAUAUGAAUACAUGGCAAAUAGAAGCUUAGAUUGCUUCCUUUUUAGUCCUGAGAGCGCGAAAUUUAGUUGGGAUACGCGUUAUAAUGUUGCCAUGGGCCUAGCUAAGGGAUUGCAGUAUUUACAUGAAGAAAGCGAACUGAGUAUCAUUCAUGGCGAUCUCAAACCGGAGAAUAUCUUACUAGACUCCAAUUUCAAUCCCAAGAUCACAGACUUUGGUUUGUCGAGAUUGUUCUCAAAGAAGAUUCUUCCAUCUGUGACAGGUGUCAGAGGAAGACGGGCUUAUACUGCGCCUGAAUUAUGGAGUUCUGGAAAUGCAACGUGUAAAUCGGAUAUAUAUGGCUUUGGGGUAUUAUUACUCGAAAUAGUUGGAGGAAGAAGACUCUUAGAUGCGAGAGUAGAAACUGAAGGCCAAGAUUACUUUCCUGUUUGUGCUUACAAAUGCCUUGAGAAAGGAGAAGAUAUGGGAACUAAAGAGGAGAUAGCGAAAAAAUUGGCAAUCGUAGCAUUCUGGUGCACCCAAAAGGAUCCAGCAGAUCGACCUCCGAUGCAAGUUGUCAUUCGGAUGUUGGAAGACAACAUAGGAAACUUAACAACGCCACCAAAUCCUUUUGCUUUCGCUGAUCCGAUACGAAGUCCAUGAUGGUCUUUCCCUGAAAGCUUCUCCUGUUCUUCAUCUUGUACGUUUGCAGCCAACUCCAGUAUAAAUAAGGGCACAAGCAGUGUGCGUGGCAUGUAACUCUUAUAUUGCAAUGUGACAGUGUUCACCUUGUCUUUUCUGUUAUCGUAUCUACCCUUGUAUGAUUUUUGUUUUUGUUUAAUUAGUACUAUCAGGUUAUGUGUGUUACAGUCAAUUUAACGCUAAAACUAGACACAUGAAACGAUUGCUGGGAUA